Ornithorhynchus anatinus (platypus) is the source of this 1029-nucleotide messenger RNA. RefSeq names its product transmembrane protein 59 (gene TMEM59). The record is from RefSeq and is a predicted model, not a curated record. Gene Ontology annotation, biological process: positive regulation of autophagy. Bases 75 to 1019 code for a protein of 314 amino acids. Gene Ontology annotation, cellular component: lysosome; late endosome. The transcript is spliced from 8 exons. Lineage: Eukaryota; Metazoa; Chordata; Mammalia; Monotremata; Ornithorhynchidae.
GAGGAGGCGCGGGGGCGGGGGGGGCGCUUCGCCGCCGCCGCCAGUAAACAGCGGUUCGGGCCGAGGCCUGCAAGAUGUCGGGGCCCGGGGCGCGGCUGGCCUUGCUGCUGGCCGUCGUGGCGGGAGGGUCUGCCGCCGCCGCCGCCGCCGCCGCCUUCGGCUCGCUCCUGGGCGACACGGCGUCGUGUCAUCGGGGCUGCCAGCUCACCUACCCGCUGCACACCUACCCCAAGGAGGAGGAGCUGUUUGCGUGUCAGAGGGGCUGCCGCCUCUUCUCCAUCUGCCAGUUUGUGGAUGACGGAAGCGACUUGAAUCGGACCAAACGGGAGUGUGAAUCCGCGUGCGCCGAAGCCUACCCCCCGGCCGACGAGCAGUUCGCCUGCCACCUCGGCUGCCAGAACCAGCUGCCCUCCGCCGAGCUGAGGAAAGAGCAACUGAUGUCCCUGACGCCCAGGAUGCACCUCCUCUUCCCUCUGACGCUGGUCAGAUCCUUCUGGAGCGACGUCAUGGACUCGGCCCAGAGUCUCAUCUCCUCUUCCUGGACGUUCUACCUUCAAGCAGACGACGGCAAGAUCGUCAUCUUCCAGUCGAAGCCCGAGGUCCAGUUUGCCCCAUCUUUCGAUGAGGAAACCUCAGAUUUGCGCGACUCCUCUGCAGACAAGGCGGCAGCACCGCAGCCGGGAAGCUCGCAGACGCGCAGAGGCUCCUGGGAAGACGGGGAAAACGGCGGCAGCUUUUUCAAAUGCCUCUCGAUAAAUUCCGGCUGGAUCCUGACCACGACACUGGUCCUGUCCGUCCUGGUGCUGCUGUGGAUCUGCUGCGCCACCGUCGCCACCGCGGUGGAACAGUACGUGCCGACGGAGAAGCUGAGCAUCUACGGAGACUGGGAGGCGGCCAACUCGCCCAAGCUGAGCCGGUACCCGGCGUCGGCCCUGCUGGUGGUGCGCUGCCAGGCCGAGGAGCCGGGGGAAGCGGGGCCCCUCCCCGCCAAAGUCGAUCUGGCUCGCUCGGAAAUCUAAGUUUGCUUCA